AUGGCGCCAAUUAAGAAAGCUUAUGAAGACAUCCUAACCUAAAAAGUUGUUUGGUUUUGAACCGUUAAACAUGUUUUAUCAUAUUUCAUUAGAACACGAAAUACUUCUUCACCCACAAUAUUUCGGACCCCAACUGCUUGAAAAAGUGAAAACUAAGUUGUAUACCGAAGUAGAAGGAACUUGUACUGGAAAAUAUGGGUUUGUUAUUGCUGUGACAACUAUCGAUAAUAUUGGAGCUGGUUUGAUUCUUCCAGGACAAGGUUUUGUGGUGUAUCCAGUUAAAUACAAAGCGAUAGUGUUUAGACCUUUUAAAGGGGAGGUUUUGGAUGCUGUUGUAAGACAAGUUAAUAAAGUUGGAAUGUUUGCUGAAAUUGGACCGUUAUCCUGUUUUAUUUCGCAUCACUCAAUUCCCGCUGAAAUGGAAUUUUGUCCAAACGUAAACCCGCAAUGUUAUAAAACCAAAGAUGAAGAUGUUGUUAUUCAUUCAGAAGGUGAAAUUAGAUUGAAAAUUGUCGGAACUAGAGUUGAUGCAACAGGAAUUUUUGCUAUUGGUACAUUAAUGGACGAUUAUUUAGGUCUGAUCAGUAAUUAAAAGUAAAUUAAUUAAGAAAAGGAA
This is a messenger RNA of Onthophagus taurus, 616 nucleotides long. It is a transcript of the gene Rpb7, whose product is annotated as DNA-directed RNA polymerase II subunit Rpb7. Gene Ontology annotation, cellular component: RNA polymerase II, core complex; P-body. Gene Ontology annotation, biological process: nuclear-transcribed mRNA catabolic process; transcription initiation at RNA polymerase II promoter; DNA-templated transcription. The record is from RefSeq and is a predicted model, not a curated record. Gene Ontology annotation, molecular function: single-stranded RNA binding; translation initiation factor binding; single-stranded DNA binding. NCBI's taxonomy places the organism in Eukaryota, Metazoa, Arthropoda, Insecta, Coleoptera, Scarabaeidae.